AUGUCGCGGUAUUCUGGUCCUUUGGGAUCAGUUGGUCAGCAAUACAUAAAGACAUGUCUUUGUGCAAGGGGCACCACAUUUACAGAAGGCAUCUGUGGCCUAGCCAAAAUGUACGUGGCUAAUGCCACCGAGGCGUGUGCCAGGGGGCUUAGGGGUAACCCUGGAAAGUUGCCUGCAGGGCUGUCAGUGGCAGCGCCCUCCCCGCUUCCAGCAUUCAGACGCUGCAAGAUCAAUAUCCCUCAGGGAACACGGUAUUUCAGAUAUGCUCCUCAGGCCAUGCUUGACACACACAGUGUUAGCGGGCAGCCCCCGAGGCAGCUCUGUGCUCGGGAGAUGUCACGAGCAUGUGGUCCAGCCCCUGCUAUGAGGCAAGAUGCCGACAUCCCAGUGGAAGGUGGACAUUUGGAUUUCUUUUUACAGAAUCUUUUCCAAGAUGGGGAAGGGAGGGCAGAAGGGCAGCGAAGCGGAGCGCUGCCUGGUAAUGUUACUCUAAAUAGCCUGCAAGCCGACUGGCCGGAGCAGAGUUAUUCCUCCCAGGUGCGUGCCUGUAUAAAAACCUCUGGAGGGUGCAUCCGCCCACAGGAAACCUCCAGCACCCUCUGCCACAGCAGCUUUUUUGCCAUGAUCUCUGCACAGCAGCCACCAUUCCCCAACAAAAUCCCAAGAGUAAUGGACUGCCAAACUGAGGAAGAAGAAACCUGUGAAGAACAGUAUGACUCUGAAAACUGCACUUGCAGCUCCAAGCAUGCAUCACCAACAGCAGAAUGCAACUCAGAUUCACCAGCAAUUCUUAAAAUACUACAGAACUGGGCUCCUCGAGUUUCGCACUGCUUUGAUAAAGAGCACUACACGUACGCUGGCCACCAGAUCGUCAUUCAGGAGUCCAUCGAACACUUUGGAGCCGUGGUAUGGCCGGGGGCACUGGCUUUAUCUCAGUAUCUGGAAUCAAAUCAAGAACAAUUCAACCUCAAAGACAAAAAAGUUUUGGAAAUUGGAGCUGGAACAGGCUUGGUUUCCAUUGUGGCUUGUAUCUUAGGAGCUUACGUUACAGCUACUGAUUUGCCUGAAGUUCUUGAAAACCUCUCAUAUAAUAUUUCAAGGAAUACACAAAACAUGAAUGUGCACAAGCCUGAAGUGAGAAAACUGGUAUGGGGAGAAGGCCUCAAUGAAGACUUUCCUCUGACAACUUACCAUUAUGAUUUCAUACUGGCCAGUGAUGUUGUAUACCAUCAUGCAGCUUUGGACUCCCUGCUAGCAACAAUGGUGUAUUUUUGUAAGCCAGGAACAGUACUACUAUGGGCAAACAAAUUCAGAUUCAGCACAGACUAUGAAUUUUUGGAAAAACUUUGUGAUGUAUUUAACACAACCAUUCUAGCAGAAUUCCCAGAAUCACAUGUCAAGCUGCUUAAAGCCACAGUAAGAGAGAAUUAAAGAGAAAACUAUUACUGAUUUUCAUUUCGUGGCAGCACCUUAGUUUGGAAUGUUUUGCAGCAUUACGGUGCACCUUCUGUGCAUGUCUGCUUGUAAAGUUGCACCUGCAGCCGAGUUUUGCAUUACAAGUUAUGAAAAAACUGGCAAGACAAAUGGUUUACCAAUUUGUCUCUGGUUGAUACACAUGACCCGUUCAAACAGACCAAUUCCACUCCACUGAAGGAACAACGUUAGUAGCAAUAGUCAGUAAAAAGGCUUUAAG
Tyto alba (common barn owl) is the source of this 1693-nucleotide messenger RNA. RefSeq lists its product as uncharacterized. Gene Ontology annotation, biological process: peptidyl-lysine methylation. The record is from RefSeq and is a predicted model, not a curated record. Bases 1 to 1431 code for a protein of 476 amino acids. Gene Ontology annotation, molecular function: protein-lysine N-methyltransferase activity. NCBI's taxonomy places the organism in Eukaryota, Metazoa, Chordata, Aves, Strigiformes, Tytonidae. The transcript is spliced from 8 exons. Gene Ontology annotation, cellular component: cytoplasm; cytosol.